AUGAGGACCCUGAAAUAUGAGCAACUUCUCCACAUUGAGGACCAUGAUUUUGCAAUGAGACCUGGAUUUGAAGGCGACCCCUUGCCAGGGGGAAUAGAUGUCCAGCUUGAAAGCACUGCCAGCAUUUCAGAGGUUAACAUGCUAAGUUUCUCCAGGAGGUAUUACUGGAAAGAUGAAAAGCUCUCCUUCCCUAGCAUGACAAACAAAAGCAUGACUUUUGAUCAUAGACUGAUCAAAAAGAUUUGGGUGCCUGAUACCUUUUGUGUCCAUUCUAAAAGAUCCUUCAUCCACGACAUGACUGUGGAGAACAGCAUGCUGUGCAUACACCCUGAUGGCAAUGCCCUCUUCAGUCUCAGGAGAGGAGGGCUGAUGACUGUUUCAGCCAUGUGCUUUAUGGAUUCCAGCAGGGUUCCUCUGGACAGGCAGAAUUGUUCCCUUGAAUUGGAAAGCUAUGCCUACAAUGAAGAGGAUCUCAUGCUUUACCGGAGACGUGGAAACAGGUGCUUAAAUACCGAUAAGCAUAUUUCCCUUUCUCGUUCUUCACUGGAGUUCAUUGCAUCCAGUGGAUUGGCCUUCUACAGCAGCACAGGAAUCACCACGGAGCUGACCGUGUCCACCAGCGUCCCUGGAGUGAGCGCCUCCAGGCCCAGGUGUCCUACAUCAGGGCCCUGCACGCACCCCGGAGUCAGCUCCCUCUUUGUGUCCCGGUCAGUCAUUGAGUUUGCAGUCCGGAGCUACCUCACCGCAGGGGAAGGGCGGGAACAGCUCAGCAAGGCCGGGAAGGUACUGCCUGGAUGA
This is a messenger RNA of Myotis davidii, 798 nucleotides long. RefSeq names its product gamma-aminobutyric acid type A receptor rho3 subunit (gene GABRR3). The coding region runs from base 1 to 798 and encodes 265 amino acids. The transcript has 7 exons. Gene Ontology annotation, biological process: signal transduction; nervous system process; regulation of membrane potential. The record is from RefSeq and is a predicted model, not a curated record. Gene Ontology annotation, cellular component: synapse; GABA-A receptor complex; membrane. Lineage: Eukaryota; Metazoa; Chordata; Mammalia; Chiroptera; Vespertilionidae. Gene Ontology annotation, molecular function: GABA-A receptor activity; extracellular ligand-gated monoatomic ion channel activity; neurotransmitter receptor activity.